AUUUAUUAAUUUGACGAUGAUGAAUAUAACAACAGAGGAAAAAGGUUCAAACCCACCGCCAUCAUCAUGCCAUGCGACGGCGGCACCGUUGGUUCUGUUCUUCGAAAGUUCCGCCGGCCAGCCGGAAGAAAUAUCCAUUCCGUUCAAAGGGUGCGAGGGGUGGCCGGAAUUUGCUUUUACGACAUCGUAUGAUGACGAGAACCUCGUCGCGGACGUUGACGUGGACCUUUUGAAUUGUUUCUCCUCCACCGAGAAUAACAACAACAACAAUGCGUCUUCCGGCGGCGGCGUCGGCGGCGGAGAAGUUAUUGAGAUGGCGGCUGAUCAGGAUGAUCUGUUCUCGGCUUACAUUGACAUGAAGAAACUGGAAGAUAUGAAAGAAACGAACAACAUUAAUAAUCUUCUUCAUGCAUCGUCUGGAGGGAUGAUUAACGUUCAUCGGGAAGAAGACAAUGAUCACCAAAAUGGAGGCGGAUUCGUUGUAGAGACUAAUAACGGCGGCGGCGUCCGCCUUUGUGGCGGGAGGCGGAAGAAGAAGGAGAGAAUGAAUAAGAACGUGAUGAUCAAGACUGGGCCCACAUUGAAGAAGCGGCAACGGCGGAGCCCGCAAAGUUGUCUGACGACGGCAGCGGCGGCGGCGGAAAACGGGUUCGUGGAGCCCAGGAAGGCAAUGGCUGCCGAAGAGCUGGCUGAGCUUUGGUCCAUUGAUCCUAAACGAGCCAAGAGGAUUGUGGCAAACCGACAUUCUGCAGCACGAUCAAAGGAGAGAAAAGCUCAAUACAUAGUGGAUCUCGAGGAGAAUGUAAAGAAGCUUAAUUCGGAGGUGGCUUUUCUCAACACCAGGCUCAUCGCCAACCAGAAGGAGACCACAGAACUCGCAGCUGAAAAGAUAGAACUUAAGCGUCAGCUGCAAAAUAUGGAGAGUCAAGCUGAGCAAGUCGAUGCUCAAAUCCAAGCAAUGGAAGAAGAUAUCAAAUGGUUGAGAUCUGCCACUGGAGAGAUGGAACCCUACCAGACUGAUCAACAACCCCAACCACAGUAUUUUCAGUUUCAUCAGCCAAUGUCAUCAUCAUCAUCAACCCACCAACAAAACAAGUGCUUGCCUCCUCCGCUGCUUCAGAAUUGCCAGCAAAGCAUGUUGCCGCCUUAUUUGAACGUGGCGAAUUCGCAACCUCUCUUCUAACACCACAUUGAUCAAUUCCAUCUCUUCCACCACACAAUGACUAGCUAGCUAGCAAGACAUAUGUGCUCGCAUGUUCUUGGUAUAUACUCAUGUAAUGACUAAUGUGCAGCUGACAUAUAUGGUUUCAGCAAAGAUUAGAGAAGAAACUGCUCCUCCUAUUUUGUGGGCUUAUGGUCGACGCACCACGGGCGACCUAGCUACUUCCAAAGGCAGCUGAGGAGAUUGUACUUUUGUUUUUUUUUUUUCUUCCUUUUUUUGUUUGUCCCUUUCCACAAACGAUGGUGACAGAUCACGAUGAAAAUUGUGUUCUGAUAGAAUCCGAAAGCGUCGUAUGAUGUAUAUAGCCGACACUUUAUAUAUAUGGGGUAUAAAGGCUAAAUUGUUGUACAUCAAUACUAGAACCAGAAGUUAAUUAGUUUGGUACAUCAGUGACAGAUUAAACAUGAUCAUGUUGGGAAUCUGGAAACAGUAGUGGAUCAUUUACUUAUUUGCAAUUCACAAGUUUCUUAUUGC
This is a messenger RNA of Oldenlandia corymbosa var. corymbosa, 1696 nucleotides long. The record is from the annotation of a GenBank genome assembly. NCBI's taxonomy places the organism in Eukaryota, Viridiplantae, Streptophyta, Magnoliopsida, Gentianales, Rubiaceae.